GACGUCACUCAUCUUGAACUCGACGCUGAUUAAGUGAAGUUGUUUGGGCUGCACAAGAGCGAAGAGUAGUGCUGAAAGGGCUUCAGUUCAUGUUGCUGCUCUUGAGGCGCACGGUCCCGCUGCUUUCACGUAGAUUCGCCAGCUGCUGUCCAUCCGCGGUACCGAAGCCCAUCUUGGCAAGUUCCGUGUUGCUAAAUCUCGGAAAGAUAAACGGCUCUAUACAUAGUUCCUUCUUCGGUAGCGUAAGCGGCCAAAAUACAGGAACCAUGCCCGAAAGAAGGCCCUUCGUGCGGUUACCUACUGACGUUUACCCUGUCAACUAUGGGUUAUGUCUGAGGCCAGACCUGAUCGACUUCACUUUUGACGGCAAGCUGGAGGCACAAGUGGAGGUCACACAGGCUACCAAUCAGAUUGUGAUGAACUGCGCUGACAUCGACAUUAUCACAGCCUCCUUUGCACCAGACGGAGGAGAUGAAAUCAACGCCACAGGCUUCAACUAUCAGAACGAGGAUGAAAAAGUCACCUUGUCGUUUCCUAGUGCCCUACAGAAAGGCUCCGGCACAUUGAAGAUCGACUUUGUGGGGGAACUGAACGAUAAAAUGAAAGGAUUCUAUCGAAGUAAAUAUACAACACCUGCUGGAGAGACCCGGUAUGCAGCUGUCACACAGUUUGAGGCCACAGAUGCCCGCAGAGCUUUUCCCUGUUGGGAUGAGCCUGCCAUCAAAGCCACCUUUGACAUCGCUCUGAUAGUUCCCAAGGACAGAGUAGCCUUGUCCAAUAUGAAUGUCAUCGAUCGAAAGCCAUACCCAGAUGACGAAAACCUGGUGGAGGUAAAGUUUGCCACCACACCCAUCAUGUCCACGUACCUCGUAGCUUUUGUGAUCGGCGAAUAUGACUUUGUGGAGAGCCAGUCGUCCGAUGGCGUAACGGUACGCGUCUACACUCCUGUCGGGAAGGCGGAACAAGGGAAGUUUGCAUUGGAGGUUGCUACUAAGACCUUACCUUUCUACAACGACUACUUCAAUGUUCCUUAUCCAUUACCUAAAAUUGAUCUCAUAGCUAUUGCUGAUUUCGCUGCUGGUGCCAUGGAAAACUGGGGCCUUGUUACGUACAGGGAGACUGCGCUGCUUAUCGAUCCGAAGAACUCCUGCUCGUCAUCCAGGCAGUGGGUGGCGCUAGUGGUCGGACACGAACUCGCCCACCAGUGGUUUGGAAACUUGGUCACCAUGGAAUGGUGGACUCACCUCUGGCUUAAUGAGGGCUUUGCAUCUUGGAUUGAGUACCUGUGCGUGGAUCACUGCUUCCCAGAGUAUGACAUCUGGACCCAGUUUGUCUCGGCAGACUACACCCGAGCUCUUGACCUGGAUGCACUGGACAGCAGCCACCCCAUAGAGGUGAAUGUGGGUCACCCGUCAGAAGUAGAUGAAAUAUUUGAUGCAAUCUCCUACAGCAAAGGAGCAUCUGUGAUCCGAAUGUUGCACAACUACACUGGAGACGAGGACUUUAGGAAAGGAAUGAAUGCAUAUCUUUUAAAGUUCCAACACAAAAAUGCAUCUACAGAGGACCUCUGGGACUGUCUGGCACAGGCGAGUGGGAAACCUAUUGCUGCAGUCAUGAGUUCAUGGACCAAGCAAAUGGGCUUCCCAAUUAUAGUAGUUGACCAGGAACAGCAAGGUGAGGACCGAAUUCUGAAGAUUUCGCAGAAGAAGUUCUGUGCCAGUGGACCACAUAAUGGUGAGGAUUGCCCCAGCUGGAUGGUGCCCAUUAGUAUCUGUACUAGCGAGGACCCCAAAUGCUCCAAGCUCAAGUUUUUGCUGGACAAAGCUGAGACAACUGUUACUGUGAGCGGCAUCGGUCCAGACCAGUGGGUAAAGAUCAACCCUGGAACUGUGGGCUUUUAUCGCAUCCAGUACAGCUCAUCCAUGUUGGAGAGUCUGCUGCCGGGAGUCAGAGACCUCAGCCUGCAGCCUGUGGACCGACUCGGGCUGCAGAACGACCUCUUCUCCCUGUCUCGUGCAGGGAUGAUCAGCACAGUGGAGGUGCUGAAGCUGAUGGAGGCGUUCAUCAACGAACCCAACUACACCGUUUGGAGCGACCUGAGCUGCAACCUGGGAGUGUUGUCUUCACUGCUGUCUCACACGGAGUUCCACGAAGAGAUCCAGGAGUUCAUCCGGGACCUCUUCUCACCGAUCGGCCUCAGGCUGGGCUGGGAUAGCAAGCCAGGGGAAGGCCAUCUGGAUGCCCUGCUGAGAGGCCUGGUUUUGGGCAAACUGGGCAAGGCGGGACACAAACCCACCCUGGAGGAGGCCAGACGGAGAUUCAAGGAGCACGUGGAGGGGAAGCAGGUGCUGCCUGCAGACCUGAGGAGCCCAGUGUAUCUAACAGUGCUGAAGCAUGGCGACAGCGCCACACUGGACACGAUGCUGAAGCUCCACAAACAAGCAGACAUGCAGGAGGAGAAGAAUCGCAUUGAACGAGUGCUCGGCGCCAUCUCUGCUCCUGAGCUAACCCAGAAGGUCCUCAACUUCGCGCUCUCGGAAGAGGUUCGUCCCCAGGACACGGUGUCUGUAAUCGGAGGCGUGGCAGGAAGCAGUAAACUAGGCCGGAAAGCUGCCUGGAAGUUCGUCAGGGACAACUGGGAGGAGCUUUACAACCGCUACCAGGGAGGCUUCCUUAUAUCACGCCUCAUCAAGCUCACAGUCGAUGGAUUUGCUAUUGAUAAAAUGGCUGCUGAAGUUAAGAGUUUUUUCGAGAGUCACCCUGCGCCAGCUGCUGAGCGCACCGUGCAGCAGUGCUGCGAGAACAUCCUCCUGAACGCCGCCUGGCUGAAGCGUGACGCAGAUGACAUUCACCAGUAUCUACUGCAGCGCAAGGCGCCCCCCGUCUGAGCCGCCUGCCAGCUGCAUGCUCUCCUCCAGCCCCUCCCCCCAUCCCCCCCCCUUCCAGUGCAGACGUCCCAUCAUCAUAGCUGUCUGUCUCGCCCACCUUCCGUGACUUUAUAUCAGAAGGGCGGACGAGAGUACUUCUAGCUUCAUUACUCUGAAGUGUUCAAAACAAGAAGACAAAGCCAAGGAUUGAGCAGCGCUUUGGACGGAUGAGAAGAAUUGAAAUGAAUGAGCAAAGUCCAUUUAAUCAGACCCGGAAUGUAGGUUUGCUCCCAUUCUGCCCGUGACCAGAGGACAUAUCCAUCAGUUGGUGCGCAACACUACUAAAGCUGUGCUCAUCAGAGCUGCAGAUACAGCGGAACCCUGCUAGUCCACCCUAUGUCACGUGCCCUCAUAUGUACACCUUCAUCCAUCCCUCCAUCAUAGCUGAGAAAACUGUGAACCCCCCCCCCUGCCCAAACUCCUCUGUUCAUUUUAUCUGCUCCAUCCACACAUGUUGUAUGCAUCAAGUGUCAUUUUUCAGCUUUGUUCAGAUUGAAAGAAUUUCCCAUCGUUUUCCCAUCUCUGUGUGCGUCUCUUAACCCCCGCCUCCUGUUUCGGGCACUGUGAUUGGGUGAAGGCAGAGGGCAUCUGGACUGAGGGAGCUUCUUAACACUAGUGUGUGUUGUAGUUUCCAACGGCACUGAUUCUUCACUGCUGAUAAAUUGUUAGGAUGGGGCAAGCAGCGCUAGCAUGGUACUAUAUUGUAAACUGUUUAAUGCAAGCAUUUUUAUUCUGAUAUUCUUUUAAAAGAAAUAAUGAAACUAUUCAUAAAUCAUGUCUCCACCCUCCCUUCAUGCGCCUAAAACGGAGUUCUGUUAAGUCGGUUUGUAUAGUUGGGAUCGAGGGGGGGAAAAAAAUAUUUAAUCAUGUUACUCUAUCCGCUUCCAGCCAUUAAAUGAUUCAGGAGUGUUUUUUUUAUAAGACAACAGAUGCAGUGAUUUAUUUAAAUGUUUAGAUGAUCUUUAUUCCAGAAGAAAACAUCUGAAUAUUUACAGUGUCUUUUAUUCUGAAGGGACACCAGGAAACUCUUGUUUUGCAGCGGCAGGACUUUUCUCCAUGGGACAGAUUGAUCUCCAGUUUAACUGUCAAACUGGGCAGCCUUACAGCAGCAGGUUUGCAGUAAAUACUAAACCCUAAUGGUGUGAAAAUAGGUGACUUCCACUCAAUAUAAACUGUAUCCAACAUGGCAGGUUCUGCAGACUUGUUAAAAAAUAUAUAUAUAAAAUGUG
This is a messenger RNA of Fundulus heteroclitus (mummichog), 4156 nucleotides long. It is a transcript of the gene npepps, whose product is annotated as aminopeptidase puromycin sensitive. The transcript has 23 exons. Gene Ontology annotation, molecular function: metalloaminopeptidase activity; peptide binding; zinc ion binding. Gene Ontology annotation, cellular component: cytoplasm. Bases 90 to 2888 code for a protein of 932 amino acids. The record is from RefSeq and is a predicted model, not a curated record. Gene Ontology annotation, biological process: peptide catabolic process; proteolysis. Lineage: Eukaryota; Metazoa; Chordata; Actinopteri; Cyprinodontiformes; Fundulidae.